CAUUUCACAUUAGAUAAGACAACAAACACUAUAGUCUAUCACUUUGUCACAGAAUAGAAUUUUAGAAUGACUUUAUAACUGUAUGCAAUAACAUUUAAACGUUUAAAAUGGCGACAAUAUCCGAAGUAUUAAAAACUAAGACUGAUGACGAAGAAGAGCCAAAAAAAAAAUCACGUGAAGAUUGGAGGAAAGCUAAGGAAUUAGAAGAAGCCAGAAAAGCAGGAACAGCUCCAGCAGCUGUCGAUGAAGAAGGUAAAGAUAUUAAUCCACACAUUCCACAAUAUAUUUCAUCAGCACCAUGGUAUUACGGAACUUCUGGUCCAACACUCAAACAUCAACGUGUACCUGGUAAAGUUCAAGAAUAUUCAGGCCUAAAUGAAUGGUAUAAACGAGGCGUAAAUACUGAAUCUAUAAGCACCAAAUUUCGCAAAGGGGCAUGUGAAAACUGUGGGGCAAUGACGCAUAAAAAAAAAGACUGUUUUGAAAGACCACGUAAAGUUGGAGCAGUUCAUAAUUCUAUUAAUAUUGCACCAGAUGAAUAUGUACAACCUGAACUGAAUCAAGAUUUUGAUGGAAAACGUGAUAGAUGGGCUGGAUAUGAUCCUUCUCAACAUAAAGCAAUUAUUGAGCAAUAUCAAAAAAUUGAAGAAGCCAAACGUGAUCUUCGUGCUCAAAAACUAACUACUGCUGAUGGGGAUGAAAAAGAAGAUAACAGUUCUGCUGAUGAAAAUGAUGAAGAUAAAUAUGUAGAUGACUUUGAUAUGCCCGGAACAAAGGUUGACAGUAAACAACGUAUUACUGUUAGAAAUUUAAGAAUUAGAGAAGAUACUGCAAAAUAUCUAAGAAAUUUGGAUUUAUCAUCAGCUUAUUAUGACCCUAAAACAAGAUCAAUGAGAGACAACCCUCACAAACCUGGAGAAGAUCCUGAACAAGUGGAAUAUGCUGGUGAGAAUUUUGUUAGAUUCAGUGGUGAUACUACCAAACACGCACAAGCACAGUUGUUUGCAUGGGAAGCUUAUGAACGUGGUGUUGAUGUACACUUAUUAGCUGAACCAACAAAAUUAGAACAACUUAAAAAAGAGUAUGAAACUCAUAAAGAUCGUUUCAAAAAAAAAACCCAAAAUACAGUAUUGGCAAAGUAUGGCGGAGAAGAACAUUUACAAACACCACCUGUACAAUUAUUGCUAGCACAAACUGAAGAUUAUGUUGAGUAUUCUAGAAGAGGAGAUAUCAUUAAGGGCGAAGAAAAAGGAAUUGUGCGGUCACGUUAUGAAGAAGAUGUUUACCCGUCUAAUCAUACUUCUGUUUGGGGUUCUUACUGGGAAGCUGGAGAAUGGGGUUACAAGUGCUGUCGUUCUUUGGUACAAAAUUCUUAUUGCACAGGAAAAUCUGGAAUUGCACUAUCUACAAAUAUACCAGAAAUAGGAAAAAUUGCACCAGUAGUUGGAAAUGAUGUACCAGAAUCUAUUAUUACAUUAAAAAAUACUGUUGAUGGGAAUGAAUCAAUUACCUCUCGUGGUUCAUUAUCAUCGUCCUCAUCAGAUUCUGAUAGUAAGUUAAAAGAAAAAUUAAAGAAAAAAAAAAAGAAGAAGAAGAAGAAGAAGAAGAAUAAAAAUAAAAAAAAGACUAAUAAAGAAGAUAUAAAAGAUUCCUUAAAAAAGGCAUUAGAGAAAGAAGAUGAAAGAUUAAAAGAAGUGGAUCGAAUAAUGAAUAUGGACGAAAGAAAACGUCCCUACAAUAGUAUGUAUGAAGUUUCUAAACCAACUGAUGAUGAAAUUGAAGCUUACCACAUGAAAAAACGGAGAGAUGAAGAUCCUAUGGCUAAUUUUGUUUAGUUAUUUUAUUAAUUAAUAAAUACUAUUUUAUGUUGUAUAGCACCUAAA
This is a messenger RNA of Sipha flava (yellow sugarcane aphid), 1883 nucleotides long. It is a transcript of the gene Slu7, whose product is annotated as pre-mRNA-splicing factor Slu7. Gene Ontology annotation, biological process: mRNA splicing, via spliceosome. Lineage: Eukaryota; Metazoa; Arthropoda; Insecta; Hemiptera; Aphididae. Bases 108 to 1835 code for a protein of 575 amino acids. Gene Ontology annotation, molecular function: pre-mRNA 3'-splice site binding. The record is from RefSeq and is a predicted model, not a curated record. The transcript is spliced from 6 exons. Gene Ontology annotation, cellular component: spliceosomal complex.